AUGACUCUUGUACAAAAGAAAAUAUAUUUAUUGAGAUUAUUUGAAUCAAAUUUAACAUCAACCACACCAAACAGUAAAGAAGAAAAACGUAUUUUAGAAAGACAGGUAAUUCGUCAUUUAUCAACAGAACAACAACUUUACAUCCAAAAUAGGAAAGAAAAGGAACUUUUAACUAUGGGGGAAAAAAUUCAAUCUGCAUUAAAUCGAAUACAAAAUCCGGAUAAUUGUUCUAAUUCACGUAUUCUUGUAUGUAAGGUUAAACCAUUUCUUCCAAUACCACUGUAUGCUGAACCUGGGCAGCCUGAUAGAAUAGUAUUUUUGGAUAGACGUUGGGACAUGUGCAGGGUAAUGAAAAAAGAAUUACCUCAUGCACCAGAAGUAGCACCAUCUGAGAUUAAAGAUUUUCUUUUGGAAAAUCAUCCAAACCCUCCACUUUGGUUUCUAGGACAAGAAUGGGUAGAUUUUUGGUAUGAUGUUAUGGUUGGACCUAAACAAAGUCUAGAUAAUGACCAAUUAGUAAAUUCAAACUGUACAAAUAAACGAAAGCUUUUUAUUGCAACGGACGAACCAAACUCUGUUUUAGAAGAAGCUAAUAGAAAAUGGGGAAAUAAAUACAAAAUUUAUCACGGCAAACAGGAUUUACAAUGUAAGAGAUAA
Meloidogyne enterolobii is the source of this 657-nucleotide messenger RNA. NCBI's taxonomy places the organism in Eukaryota, Metazoa, Nematoda, Chromadorea, Rhabditida, Meloidogynidae. The record is from the annotation of a GenBank genome assembly.